This is a messenger RNA of Anastrepha obliqua, 2270 nucleotides long. RefSeq lists its product as uncharacterized. The transcript has 4 exons. Gene Ontology annotation, molecular function: growth factor activity; fibroblast growth factor receptor binding. NCBI's taxonomy places the organism in Eukaryota, Metazoa, Arthropoda, Insecta, Diptera, Tephritidae. The record is from RefSeq and is a predicted model, not a curated record. Gene Ontology annotation, biological process: positive regulation of protein phosphorylation; regulation of cell migration; fibroblast growth factor receptor signaling pathway. Bases 1 to 2013 code for a protein of 670 amino acids. Gene Ontology annotation, cellular component: cytoplasm.
AUGACAACCCAGAAGUUAACGCCACAAGUACUACGAACUAUAUUUCAACGUUCGACUGUCGAUGUGGGGCGCAUAAAAAUUCAAGGUGUUGCCACCUGCCUGUUUUUGUGCAUGGAUGCGUGCGGCGCUGUGUAUGGCUCGAAAGAAUUUACCGACGACUGCGUCUUCAAUGAGAACAUGGAGCUGCACAACUACAAUACCUACACAUCCACAUUCAAUUCGAAUGCGCGGCGCGUCUAUUAUUUGGCGCUGAAUCGACAUGGUGAGCCGCGCAAGUUGCAAAUACCGCCAACCCGCUCGCUCGGCAAGCUGGCCACCUACACGAAUGCCAUCACCGAAACGGUGGAGGAAGAACGUGUCGAACAGCUGAUAGCAAAGAAUUUCGGCGAGAACCGCAUUAAGCACGGCUUACGCCAACUCUGUGAUACGGGCAAACCAUUGGUCGACCUGAUCGAUAGCAAACACUUCAAAGUGCACCCCAAGUGCAAUCCAAGCUCUAGCAAUAGCAAUAGCAUUAGUAGCAGUAGUAGUAGUAGUAGCAGUAGUAGUAGUAGUAGUAGCAGUAGUAGUAGUAGUAGUGUUAGUAGUGGUAGCAGAAAGAGUAGUAGUAGUCCAUUAGGCAAUAGUGAUAGUGAUAGUCCCAGCGGUAGUGCUAAUAGUAGUAGUAUUAGUGGCCAACCAAUGAGCAACGUUCCUGCUGCCGAUGAGAGAGGCGAGUCACAGAGCAGCGUAGUCACAAAUAGCCAUAGCCAUCACAGUAAAGGUGGCCAGCGGGGCGCGAGCGCGUCCAAUAGCCUGAGUAGUAGUAUUAGCGAUAGUUCGUCAACAAAUAAUGGCGAUCGUACUAGCAGUAACAGCACUCAGAGCGGUCAGGGCCAUCAGCAUAGCAAGGGUGGCGGUGGAGGCGGCAAAAAAAAGAAGAAACGGCGAAAAUGCCGGCCGCAUGAGAAUGAAGAGGAGCAUAAUUGCCAAAGGAGCCCUUUAGCGCUGCGCAAGCGCGGCAAUAAUCUCAACAAUAAAAAGUGUCGAGAGCAGCUAGCGCUACAGCAACAACAGAGGCGACAGCUGAAAGCGAAGGGAGAAGAAGUGCCCAAUAUGCCGCUGCCCGCGCCAUGCAAGAAGAAAAAGAACGGCGGCGGGGGCGGAGGCGGUGGUGGAAAGAAGAACCGCAAAAACCAAAACGCAAAUAACAACAAUCACAAUAGCGUUGGCGGCGACGCAGCGGGAGCGAACAAUCGUCGUGGCAAGAAGCUGAAUGCGAAUGGCCGUCAAACAGGUGGCGGUAACGGCGGUGGCGGAGCGGGUAACCGCAACUCCGGCGCGAAUCGCAAGCGAGCACGAAACGGCGGAGCACAACCGCAAAAGAAGCUGAAAAAGCAGUUCAUGUCAAAAGCUGGCAGCAGCGCGACCAGUACUACGCAAGCCACCAGCAGUACAACCACCAGCAGCAUAGCGGCCUCAAUAACAACAGCGCGCACCGAUCGCAGCGAUAGCACUAUAGUGACGGCAGCUCUACCGAUGCCGCCCACUACCACUGAACUGAGCAGCGCCGAGCAAGAGGACCGCUUAGAUCCGCGCGCAGAGGCGACAAGCGUACGUGGCGAACGUGAGCGCGAACAACGCAACGUGCGCUAUACCAAUUCAAUGGAAGAAGAUGCGCCGCAAGGCAAUGCGGCAGCAGAUACGCCUGGUUCGCUGGAAGAUUCCACGGAGGCGGAUGCCAGUGAAGAGGAAGAGCAUGAUGGUAGCGCAUCAGACGAAGAAGACGCAGACGCCGGCGGCAGCGACGAUGUGUACGACGAAAGCGAAGAGAGUGCGGCGGUAGUGCCGUCAACGUCAUCAGCGGCAAUGGCAGCGAGCGAUAGCAAAGCGGCGGCGUUGGCGCAAGCGCAGCUACUCGGGGAUGCAGACGAUUUUUUCUACUACGACCAAUUCGAUUUCUUACCGAUUGGUCUGUGGAAAUUUCUUGCGCUCUCCUGGUUGACGUAUUGGGCACUACAAAGGCGGACGUAGUACAAAUGCGAGAAAUGCAAAAAUUAUUGGAAUAAAAUGCGGAUCAAUUCAGCUUUUAUGGCAAACAUAAAAAGCAACGAAAUUCUAAAUUUACAUAUUCACUUACACAACUACGCAUAGUAGAGCAAUAUUAUUAGCUGUAGUGUUGUUGUAAUGCUGCUCCGUAGAUUUUUGCUACUUCUUACUCUUUAACUAAAUAUUUGUAUGUAUGUAGUAUAGUGUUUUAAUUAGAACAUAUUCACUCCAUUUAAUUUUUA